Dinoponera quadriceps is the source of this 846-nucleotide messenger RNA. RefSeq lists its product as uncharacterized. NCBI's taxonomy places the organism in Eukaryota, Metazoa, Arthropoda, Insecta, Hymenoptera, Formicidae. The annotation marks the transcript as partial. The transcript has a single exon. The record is from RefSeq and is a predicted model, not a curated record.
GUUAAGUAUGUCUCGUACAUCGGCGACGAUGACAGUAAAACUUAUAAGGGAAUUGUGGAUGCACAACCUUAUGGAGAUCAGAUUGUAAAAAAAAAGAGUGUCUUGGACACGUCCAGAAAAGAAUGGGUUCAAGACUACGUAAUUAAAAAAAAAACUAAAGGAAUUGGCGGCGCAGGAAAGCUUACCGGUAAAUUAAUUGACGAACUCAGUUUGUACUAUGGAUUAGCAAUAAGAAGAAACUCAGACAAUAUUAACAACAUGAAAAAAGAAAUAUGGGCUACUCUUUACCAUAAACUUUCAACCGACGAAAAACCGCAACACGAUCGAUGCCCGUCUGAUGCUGAUUCAUGGUGUACGUGGCAGAGUGCAAAAGCUAAGAAUACUCUUGCUUCUUACAGCCAUAAGAAACCGCUAAAUGAGGAAGUUUUUAAAGCUAUUCAACCCAUUUAUGAAGAAUUAACAAACGAUGAUUUACUUACUGGUUGUUUGGGAGCUUACACUCAAAACAGUAAUGAAAGUUUUAAUUCUACGGUCUGGAACUUGGCACUUAAAAACUUUUCUAGCGGUAAAGUAGUUUUAGAUAUAACUACAGAUAUUGCUGUUUGUACAUUUAACGAUGGUAUCAGUAGUGUUAUGAACAUUAUGAAAGUCUUAAACUUGCCAAUAGGACCGAACUGCUAUAAUUUUUGCUCAGAAAUUGAUGCUUUGCCAGUCGAUCAGGCUGAACGAUCAAUGAGCGAAGUAGCAAACAUUGCGCGCUCCAACAUACUAUCGGUUAGAAAAUCAAAAGAUGAGGAAAAUAUUGCUGUAGAAAGUCAGCUUUAUGGAGCUGGUAUUGCAGACUAA